UUAGCUCGCCAGCUCAGAGAAACAGACCGUCACCUCGCCUCGGCGCUUGCCUUGGCCCAUGAAAGGGAUCUUGCCUGGGCCGAACAAAGGCGCCAAACGCAACGAGGCAGAGCCACGCUUUCGCCGCCGGCCGCAAGCCCUGCCCAGGUCUCAUUGCUUCCGGAUGUGCCCGCCCAGGGCGAGGAGCAGCGUGAGCAGCAUGGCUUGUCCGAUGCCAGCUCGAGAUCCAACGCCGUUGGAAUAAUUCAAAACCCACCAAUCCCGGGCGAUCCAGCUCCGUCUGUUGAGGCCCUUCUUGCUAGGGUUAACAGUUUUGCGAAAACCCAUGGCUUCGGCGUUAUCAAAGCUCAUGGCAUGAUUCGACCGGGACAGCGAAGUCGA
This is a messenger RNA of Microdochium trichocladiopsis, 381 nucleotides long. RefSeq lists its product as uncharacterized. The transcript has a single exon. Lineage: Eukaryota; Fungi; Ascomycota; Sordariomycetes; Xylariales; Microdochiaceae. The record is from RefSeq and is a predicted model, not a curated record. The annotation marks the transcript as partial.